GAGUGACCGUGGUUUUGGGCGCGGUCUAGCUUGUCGCACUAACUUGCUCUACAAUGUCUCAGGAGAGGAAGCCCAUCCCCAAAUUCUCGAGCUUCAAGCCUCCCCCAGCCCCUCCACCCGCACCCGAUCGGCCUUCCGAACGCCGCACCCGCGACAGCGAAAGACGCGAAAGGUCGAGGCACCAUGAAAAGCGUCAUUCUAGACACAGGAGCCAUCGCGAACGCUCUCGGUCUCGCGAGCAUCGGAGGGAGCGCAGGGAAGGCCGUUCCUCCCGACAAGAUGUCGAGCCGCGAGCGCGGGAGCUCCCGACAGAGCGUCGAACUACACCAGCGAGCACCGUGAAACAGCCAGCGGACGAUGCAUCUAAUUUGUAUUUUGUCGAUCGCAAAGGGGACCGCUACAACAUCGUCUAUGGCACGAUACAUCGGUACAGUGUGCCACGUUACCAUCGGGUAGGCCAAGGCAGCGUGCUGGGCUUGCCCCCCAAUUACAAGAUCGACCGUGAUACAGUGGAAGGGGAUGCUAUAGUCGUCAGCCCGAACACUUGGCGUCCGGACGCGUCGCGGACAGGAACAAAGAGUAUUCUAUCUGGGAUGAGCAAGGAACGGUCUAGACUACUUCGCGUGCGGCCUACCUCACUGCUCGAAUCAGCCGCCGAUGCUUCGAAGGAUUAUCUACCUCUGAGUGAUCAUAGAAGCCGAAAACGCAGAAAGGUCCUCGGUGACUCGGAUUCUGAUGAUGAAAAACACGCAUACCGUUCGAUACUUGGCAAGGCGAAGCCCGAUGAGGAUAUCCCGAGCGAUCUAGAAGCCGUGUCGGACAGUGGUGACGAGGGCGGUCGAUAUGACCCGGACGAGGAAAUCAAGCAACGGAACGUUGAAUUAUUCCGCAAUGUCGAGCAGACACCCCAUGAUGUCGGUUGCUGGCUUCGACUCAUCGAUUACCAGGAGUCACUUCUCAAAGGUGCUGAAAGGGAGUCCAGCACGCUAACAUAUGCGGAAAGGAAGAGCCUGGCAGACAUCAAAUUAUCGUUGUACGACAAAGCGUUGAAACGAGUAGGGGCAGUGCCUUCUCGAGAUCGUCUUCUUCUUGGUCGGCUCGAAGAAGGUGCACAGCUUUGGGAUUCCAAGAAACUUGCUUCUCAAUGGCAAGCUAUUUUGAAAGCAAAUUCUCAAUUCAUCUCUCUCUGGGUCAAAUACCUUGACUUCCGUCAGACGCAAUUUCUGGAUUUCACGUAUGAGGGGUGUCUUUCCACCUUCGUUGAAUGUCUCAAGUUGAAUAGGGCUGCUCCGGAUCACCCUCAAAAAUCGCAGAUUCAAGUUUAUCUCUUCCUGCGCCUAACGUCGUUCAUCCGCGAAUCGGGGUUCACCGAACAUGCAAUCGGCCUCUGGCAGUCCGUCUUUGAACUCGCCUUCUACAGACCUGACUCUUUAGACGUUCAUGAUGAAGAAAAGCUCAUGUCAGCUUUCUUGGAGUUCUGGGAGUCAGAAACUGCGAGAUUCGGUGAUGUUGGUGCGAAGGGCUGGAGAAGUGGAUCCAAUACUGUCCCGAGCCCAAAGGUCUUCACGCCACAAUUCCAGCUCGAUCUGAGGGCGACAUUCGCGUCAUGGGUUGUGUGUGAAAGAGAACGAAUCGUUGAAGCACGGCUACCGGCGCGCAGUUUGGACGAAUCAGACCUAGAUGACCCUUAUCGCGUCAUCAUUGCAUCUGACCUCGCAGAGAUUGUGCCCUUGGUUUGGAACAUGCAUUCUACGCAAGAGCUGAUAGAUGGCUUCUUGCGUUUCUGCCACCUUCCUCCACUUAUGUCGUCGAGCAAUUUGGAGACAACCAGCAAAUGGUCCGGAGACAGCUUCUUACGAAAUGAUCUGAUGAGCAGUCCUGGCACCACGCUCGAUAAAUGGAUCCCGACUAUGCUAUCAGACACCGAGCAGUCUCCUGUAUCUCCGGUUUCUUUUCAUCAUCAGAACUUCAUCCACAGUGGCGAUACAUUGUUUGCUGGUGAGGGAUGGUUCUCUUCGCUCAAGGCGUGGCGACAGGUUGCUUUGGAGUCGCAAUCCGAUAUCGACCCCGACUGGGUUCGAAGAUCACUCCGGUCAUUGGUCGAGGCCAGUCCAGGGAAUGAGCAGCUAGCAGAGUACGUCGUUGCCGUGGAGUUUGCGUGCAAUCCCAAAGAGGCAAAGAAAUACGCAAAGUCUCUUUUGAAGAAGAGGCCAUCGAGUCUGCGGCUUUACAAUGCGUAUGCACUGAUGGAGCGCCGGUCCGGCAACCAGGCAGCUGCUGACCAUGUCUGGGCAACAUCUCUUUCUAUGAGCAAAACGUUCUCCGAGAGCAGUAGCGUAGAGAGUGUUUACCUUUGGCGAACGUGGGUCUGGGAGUUGCUAGAAGAGCGGAACAUAGCCCAUGCCUCCCAUCUCCUCAUCUCCAUGCCACAUAGUAGUGUGGAUUUGAAAGACUUCCCUGGGACAUCUGAUCAGCCGGUGUUCAGCCCGACCAGCUUAUUGAAGAUACAAAGCUACCUGGCGGAAACCCAGGAGAUUAUACUCGCCAACCGAAAGUCCCAUGCAUUUGUCGCCUGGUCGGAUUGUUACGCUAUCUUUCUCUACCUCACCCAUUCUCAAGAUUUGACCAAAGCAUUGGAAGCGUACGAUGGGGCUAUCAGCAGGGUCGGUACACUGCCGGAGCAGGAUCGAUUGUUCCAAUCCUUCACGACCGAGUUACUCCAUCAGGCCCGCGCGCGAUUCCUCUACUACCAUGUUCGUACGAGUAGCAUGUACAAGCCUACUCAUAUCCGCUCCCUUUUCGCGGACAGCAUCCAGUUGUUCCCCCACAACACGAUGUUCCUCUGCCUUUUCACCUGGAACGAAACUCGAUUCCGCAUUGAAGAGCGCGUGAGGGACACCAUCAGAGAUAUCACCGAGACCAAGCGUCACUCGGGAGAGUCCCUCACGAUGACCCAAGUCCCAGUCACGACGCAUCUCUUCUCCAUAUACACCGAGCUUCUCCGUCCCGAAUACGCGGGAUCUACGCUCCACUCCGUCAGGGCCGCAUUCGAGAAGGCCAUCGGCGAACAGAGCACCGGCGCAACCAACACUAUCAUGUCUACCACCCGCUCCAGUCUUUCCCUCUGGAAACUUUACAUCCUUUUCGAGCUUUGGCGCGGCAACAUCGCUCGCGCCAAGGAUGUAUUCUACCGCGCUAUGCGCGCUUGUCCAUGGUCGAAAGAGCUCCUCAUGCUCGCGUUCACCCACCUUCGCGCGGAUGUCGUUCGCGAGCGCCACCCGACCGCCUCGGGGCGCGAUGAGGGUAUGGGCUUUGACGAGCUACGGCAUGUGUACAAUGUGUUGGUUGAGAAAGAGCUUCGCAUCCACAUUGACAUCGAAGAGGAACUAGAGGAGAUGGCGUCCAAGAUGACACAUAAGUCAGUGGCACGGGGAAUGCCGAUUACCAUGCCAGAGGAUGCAAAUAGUGAAGAUGAGCAGAUGCAAGAGUGAUCUUGAUUUGUACAUGGGGUUAUAUUAGGUAGACUAUAACUACAUCUGUCGAACCGCUAUCAAACAAACCGCAC
Molecule: messenger RNA, 3565 nt
Organism: Aspergillus campestris IBT 28561
Lineage: Eukaryota; Fungi; Ascomycota; Eurotiomycetes; Eurotiales; Aspergillaceae
Exons: 1
Coding region: 54-3491 (1145 amino acids)
Biological process (GO): regulatory ncRNA-mediated post-transcriptional gene silencing; negative regulation of RNA catabolic process
Cellular component (GO): catalytic step 2 spliceosome
Molecular function (GO): protein binding
Source: RefSeq, a predicted model, not a curated record